GUUGGUCUCUUCCCAAAAGCUUUACACUGAAAAAGCAGUUUCCUGUUUAUGUGCUGCAUUUUCCCGUUUGCCCAUCAGGCGGCGACAACGCGUCUUUCCUGGACACAAAUCCACCAAAGAAGAAGACAAACCGGACUUUUGCUGUGAGAAAGGAACUGUGUUGGUAAAAAGAAAAAGCAACACAUGGCGACGCCGGUGCCUGUUCUCCGCCUUCCUAAAGGCCCUGACCCAAACAGCCGGGGAUUUGACCCUAAUUCGCCUCGCUACAUUGCUCUCUGCCGCACCACUGUUGCCACCACAGAAGCGGCGGGUGGAGACGAAGAGGAGCUGCAGCAGGAGCAGCACGCCCGCUCGGUGCUGAGGGAGCGUUUCCUGCGGUGUCUGCUUGCUAUGAACAACAAGAAGGUUCGCUUCAACAUGCACGAAAAUGUGACUGUCGAGGCCACGUUUGGUUCAUCGGACAUUGAUGUACUGAACUUCCAGGUGUCUGAUCUGCACACGCCGAUUGGAGUUCAAAAGGAGGCGUUGAUCAGGUCUCAGGAUGUGAUUUCAUUCACCUUUGAUGCAUAAAAACUAGAAUUCAAGAACAAAAGCACUCAGGAGUUUGUUGUCAAUAUAUUUUUACAUUAUGACGAUGUUUACAUAAGUGAUGUUCUUCAUGUGCUUCGAUUUGUUCAACCUGUCUUAACACAUCAACCGUAGACUAAACUGAUGUCUCAAAAAACAAAACCCUCAAACGAACCUGUGCCUUUUCACCACAAGAGGGCAGCAUUUGCCCAAAUUCAAAGAAAGCAUCCCAUGCAAAGAAGUUCUGACUUGUUUUCUUUGAGUUUAAUUUGUCUUCUGCUUGUCUGAAAGGAGCUGAAGCAGAUUGAAGGAUUGUAAGUUUAUUUUUUCCCCCAUUUAAGUUUAUAAAGAUGUGAACACUGAUAAUGCUGCUUUCAUCUUUCUAUGAAACAAUCUGUCUUCAUUUAUUUAUUCUAUUUUGUUUUCUGAUAGACUAAAAACUUUGUUAAAGUAGUUUGUUUUGUACUAAAAAAAAAUGUAAAAUGUAUUUUCAUUUUUUUUCUAAUUACAUUAAAAAUGAGUUGAAUAAUCUUUA
Molecule: messenger RNA, 1102 nt
Organism: Oryzias latipes (Japanese medaka)
Lineage: Eukaryota; Metazoa; Chordata; Actinopteri; Beloniformes; Adrianichthyidae
Gene: gemin7
Product: gem (nuclear organelle) associated protein 7
Biological process (GO): spliceosomal snRNP assembly
Cellular component (GO): SMN-Sm protein complex
Source: RefSeq, a predicted model, not a curated record